Molecule: messenger RNA, 5071 nt
Organism: Carassius gibelio (silver crucian carp)
Lineage: Eukaryota; Metazoa; Chordata; Actinopteri; Cypriniformes; Cyprinidae
Product: SRC kinase signaling inhibitor 1
Exons: 21
Coding region: 368-4714 (1448 amino acids)
Biological process (GO): regulation of dendritic spine morphogenesis
Cellular component (GO): postsynaptic density; cytoplasm; actin cytoskeleton
Source: RefSeq, a predicted model, not a curated record
GCAAGGAUAUAUACACACACACGCACACAUACAAAACCGCACACACUCGUUCUCCCUGAGUUGCACACACACACACACACACACACACAUCGCCUCACACGCGUACGGCGCUGUCCGCGAGAACCAGCUGGAGAAAGCCCAUCUCGCACGCUCAGAGAGAGAGGGAGAGGAACAGAGGACAGGAGCGAGCGAGCGAGACAAAGGAAGGCUGGGACGGAAGGAAAAACGGAGCGAAUAGAAGCGCAGCCGGCUCCGGGAGAGGCUAACGACACGGAGAGAAGACAAGAGAGGAGGAGGACCAGGAGGGUGGAUCAGGAAGCAGGCUGGUGGCUCUCUCUUGUAGGCAGUGGAGCACAGUGAAGGCAUUAUGGGAAAUGCACCAUCCCAAGGCAUUGUUGGGGCCUGCUUUCCGAAGCAAGACCCGGAGCGUGGCGGAGGUCACAUGAUCUCCACUGAUGACCUGGAAUACCCGCGUGAAUAUCGCACACUGGGCAACAGCGCGCGGCGCUUCUCCAAUGUGGGGCUGGUCCACACCUCUGAGCACCGGCACACGGUCAUCGCCGCCCAGAGCCUGGAGGCCCUCACCAACCUGCACAAGGCCGACAUGGAACGCAAGCGGGAUGCCUUCAUGGACCACCUGAAGAACAAGUACCCUCCCCAGCACUCCCUACCACCCUCUCCAUCCCCCUCGCAUGGCAGCAUGAGGAGCACUGCAGAGAGAAGCGCACGUGAGCAGCAACAGCCAAACUACUGGAGCUUUAAGAGCCGUAGUCCGCGUCACUCCCAGUCCACUCAGUCAGGUUUGGCAGACCAGGCGUCUAAACUGUCCUUCGCAUCUGCUGAGUCUCUGGAGACCAUGUCUGAGGCCGACAUGCCGCUGGGCUUCAACCGCAUGAACCGUUUCCGUCAGAGCCUCCCACUCUCCCGCUCUGCAAGCCAGAAUAAACUACGCUCUCCAGGUGUCCUUUUCCUUCAGUUUGGAGAUGAGACCAGACGUGUUCACAUCACUCACGAGCUCAACAGUUUGGAGACCUUGCACGCACUUAUUGUGCACAUGUUCCCUCAGAAGCUGACUGCGGGAAUGCUGAAGUCCCCAAACACAGCCAUCUUGAUCAAAGACGAAGCAAGGAACGUCUUCUACGAGCUGGAGGACGUGAGGGACAUACAGGACCGCAGUAUCAUCAAAAUCUAUCGCAAAGAGCCCAUCUAUGCCUCCUAUCCUGCUGCACAUCUGGCCAACGGAGACCUCAGGAGAGAGAUGGUAUACUCAUCCCGAGACUCGUCUCCUAACCAUCGCAUCAACACUCUCCCUUCCUCCACUGCCUCACCCUCCUCCAGCUCUCCUUCUCGAUCUCGUCUCUCUUACAGUGGAGGUAGGACCCCCUCUUUCACUGGUCCGGGUCACCCUCACCCACAGGGUCCCCAGCAUCCGUCCCACUCCCACCACCCUUCGCCCUCUCAUGGACAGGCUCAAGGCUUAAACCCCUCCUCCUCUUCCAUCCUGGAGCGGCGUGAUGUCAAACCCGACGAGGAGAUGUCUGGUAAAGGCAUGGUCCUCCUAAAGAAUGAAGGUCUUUAUGCCGAUCCGUACAGCUUGAUGCAUGAGGGUAGGCUUAGUAUGGCUUCUACUCAGUCCCUGGCCACCAUCGCAGACCCCUAUGGCUUCCCGGUGUCAGGAGGUCUGUACCGUCGAGGUUCAGUGCGGUCUCUCAGUACAUACUCAGCUGCAGCGCUGCAAAGCGACCUGGAGGACAGCCUGUAUAAGCCUGGAGGUUCUCUAUACUCCGACACCUACAGCAGCUCCACGCUCGGCAUGGGCUUUCGUCUGCCGCCCUCCUCCCCGCAGAAGAUUCCCGACAUGCAGCUGAGGGACCGGGAUUCAUUCACUGGGUCUUCCAGCCGAGGGUCGCCUGUGAGAACUACCUUCCGCAAAGACUCCGCUUCCUCCUCGGUGUUUGUGGAGAGUCCGAAGUCCAGACCCAGCUCCAGUUCUGAACCCCUAGGAGAUGGGAGUAAGGGACCUGGAUUUGGGUCAUCAUUAUCUGGGGGCGAGACGGACACACGCAGGGAUCGUAUGGAGGCAAUGGAGAAGCAGAUAGCCAGUCUGACUGGACUGGUUCAGAGCGUCCUAACCCGAGCCCCAGACAGUGACAGCACAUGCGGCCUGCUGCGUCUCUGCAUGAUGGCGGGCUGCCCUCCGGACCAAGGGGCGGACUUUUCACGGCCCUUCCCUUUCUCUUCCAGCGAGAAGACCGAAUCCACCAGUGAUGGCUCCGCCACAGGAACUGGCCGGCUGAAGAAGAAAGCACUGACUCCAUCUGCCCCGCUGGCACUGAUGCCUCCACCUCCAUCCGGAGGCUCUCAGGCCUCCACCGUCUCCAGGCUACAGAUGCAGCUUCACCUUCACGACCUUCAACAGAACGCCACCGAUCUGCGCAAGCAGCUCGCACAGCUCCGUAAAAUGCAGUUGCAGAACCAGGACUCCAUACGCAGUCUACUGAAGAGGACCGAGACAGAGCUGAGUCUGCGUCUAUCAGAUGCGCUGAGGAAACAGGAAGACCCUCUCCAGAGACAGCGCCUCCUAGUGGAAGAGGAGAGACUAAAAUACCUGAACGAGGAGGAACUCAUCAUUCAGCAACUGCAUGAUCUGGAAAGGUCCGUGGAUGAAAUCCAGAAGGAGAUGUCUGUCAAUCACCGACAUGUGACAGUGCAGGAGCUGGAGGAGAAAAGCUCACUGCUGAGGAAACUGGGAGAGACUCUCACCGAGCUGAAGAAUCAGUUCCCGGGGCUCCAGAGUAAAAUGCGAGUGGUGUUGCGAGUGGAAGUGGAAGCUGUGAAAUUCCUGAAAGAGGAGCCGCACAGACUGGACGCCCUGCUUAAACGCUGCAGAUCCAUCACAGACACUCUCUCCACGCUGAGGAGGCAGAUGAAUGAAGGAGUGUGGAAAACCCAGGAUGAGUAUUCCAGCCCCUCUCCUAAACUCGGAGGAGGGGACGAGUACAGGAAGAACACAGACUUUGAUAUUCCAACCAGUCCACCGCUGAACCUCAAUGAGACCAGCCUGGCUAACUGGAGCCCACACUCUGGUCAAGGCCACGGCCACUCGAACCCUUCUAGUGCACAGCGUGAGAAGGAUGCUCAUGGGAUGGUGAGCUCGUUGAAGGGGCGGGAGCUGGGCGAGCUGGGAGGUCGAGGAGGGUCCGAGAAGGCCUCAUCCGUGGAAGUGAGACUGGCAGCAGAGCGGGACUGGGAAGAGAAGAGAGCCAGUCUAACACAGUACAGCGCUCAGGACAUUAAUCGACUGUUGGAGGAGACUCAGGCCGAGCUCAUGAAGGCCAUUCCUGACUUGGACUUUGCUGCCAAGCAGAUCAAACCUGCUCAGAACCAGAUUCAAAACCAAAACCAGAGCCAGAGUCCAUCUAGCACCAAUGCCACACCUGAACACAAGCCUAAUAAGCCUCAGAAUAAACUUUCCAGUAAAGACAGCGGAUCCAGACGAGGCUCGGAUGAGCUGACGGUGGCGAGGUAUCGCACGGAGAAGCCCUCGAAAUCCCCCCCUCCUCCACCUCCCCGCCGGAGUUUCCCUUCCUCCCCUGGCCUGACUACACGCAGCGGAGAGAUGAUCAUUCCUGGGAAGAGUAUAAAGAAAUCAGAAUCAGAGGAGACUGAGUCUCAGAAGCCACACGUUAAGCUGAGGAGGAGUAUAUCUGAAGUCCCCCGACCAGCCUCUACCCCUCCGACCAUCGCUGGUGGAGAGCGAGAGGAGGGCAACGAGGAGAAUUUAGCAGCUGAGCUGGAGCAGUUGAUUGCAUCUAAGGGUGGUGAUGACCACUCCAGUGAUUUUACUGAGAAAUCACAGAUGCAGCACGGGAUGUCCUCCACUCCAGUUCCCCAGAUAGUCUUAACUGAGUGUAACUCUCUCCCCAUGUCCCCCUCUGAGGACUCAGCAGAGACCCGGCACUCUGACAACACACAGACAAUCAAAGACAAUAACAUCAGAGUAAGUUACUUCAGCCACAUUGUGAGGACUCCCCGUCUGCCGCUAUGGAAACAAGACUUGUCAGCCAGCCAAAAAGUCCCUCGAUUACAAGACUUGGAUGCAGCCCAGAGGGAGCUCCAGAGUCCCGUCCAGGAUGUGACCCAGUCGUGUCCGCCCUUAACAAGCGAGAGAGCAAUUAAACAGCCCCUGAGGAGGGAGCCAAGGGUUCAGGAGACUCUCGAGGCGGCGACAGUACAGAAAGAAGAGCGAUUGAGAAAGUCGGACACUACAUUGUCUGCCUCGCCGGGAAACGGACCCGUAGAGACUUCUCAACUGGGUGUGAUCCGCACUCAAGGCGUUGGAGGGGAAAAGGAAGACAUCUGCCACAGCACGUACCGUCGUCUGGACAGUCUGGAGGAAACCAUUCGUGAGCUGGAGCUCAGCCUGAUGGAGUUCAGCACUGAUCCUCACACGGGGAACAUCUUCCCAACAUCCGUCCAGGCGCAGAGUUCCUCCACCAAGAGAUCCGCCAGCACUCGACAUACAGCAGACGGAGGAGACACAAACAAACCCGCUGUCCCACCUAAACCGUCCUGCAUCAGCACAUCCACAUCCAAGACUGGCGGUGGAAAGGCCUUGUCUCGUCUCAAGCACCUGCAGCAGAGCGGAUCAGAAAAGAGCAAAACAAGCAAACAGAGAGAGGACUUCCUUAAGAACCAGGGUCAACAGCAGUGAGCAGAAGCGAGCGACCCAAACCAACCCGACCUGACCGAAGCUUGUCCACCUCCUCUUCUGCCGUGUUCACCACCACUUCUUCAUCAGCAUCUCCUGAUUGAAGCCCACAAUCCUUUACCCAGUUCCUCCAAGUCAAUCCUGUACACUUUUAAGGAAGAAAAAUAUCAUGCAGCUGUCAAUAUUCACCAGAGCCUCAUUCAUUCCUUAGAGAAAGUGUCUUGUGAGAGAGAUUGAUGAUGUAGUGCAGCCAAAGCAAACCGUAAAUGCCUCCAAAAAUGUUCUUAGUUUUACUCUACUCUUCUCUACCCACUCUUCUGUCCUUUAUCUUCCCUACUUUUGCCCUCAACACCCAACCCC